CCGUCUCCGCUGCAUAAUUUCCGAUCAACCGCUUCUUCUUCCUCCUCUUCCGUUCGUCUUCUUCCUCCUCCAUCAGUGCCUUUUUUCCCUCUCUCUCGAAGCUUUUCAGGUCAGUCGAGCUCGAAGCGCUCUCGAGUAUAGAGAGAGAAGAGAGAGAAGAGAGAGAAGGAGAGUUUGUGCAUUAUAAUAUCGCCUUUUGCAUCAUGUGAGAAAGAGAGAGAGAGAGAGAGAGAGUGUGGAGUGAAGAGCAAGAAGAGAGAGGAGAGAGAGAGAGAGUGGGGGAAAGCCGGUGAAGAGAGAAGAAGCACACGACGCGCACGGGCCCGUCUUCGGCGGCGGCGGCGGCGGCGGCGGCGGCGGUUUUCUCUCGCUCCUGCCAACCGGCACGAGCCGCAUUGAUCCUUCCGUUCCAGCCGCGGAGUCGUCGAGGGAGGAGGAGAAGCAGAAGAAGAAGAAGAAGAAGAAGAAGAAGCAGAGUCGGUUGUGGACUUAGCAUUUCGGCGCGUGGAGAGGGACCGCCGUUCUCGGUGGAUGACUUGCUUCGCGAGGCUGCGAGCGGUCGUGUGUUUCUGCAGAUUGGGAAAUCCCGAGCUAUGAGUUCGUCUGCUAAUGCUGCGGAGACAUAACCUUUAGAUCCGGAGAGUGGCGCGCCGUUCCGGUGUUGGAAUCGUGAUGGUGUGAGGAAGAUUUUUUUCGACCGGAUUGGUUCGUUCGGAGCGUGGUCGCGUCAGCUACUGAUCUCGGAAGUCGUUAGGUUGUCGGUAAGCCGAUGGCGACGGAGUCUCGGAUGGAUCAAUACGAGAUCAUGGAGCAGAUCGGUCGCGGUGCUUUUGGCGCCGCCAUUCUCGUCCUUCACAAGGCCGAGAAGAAGAAAUAUGUGUUGAAGAAGAUCAGGCUCGCGCGGCAAACGGAGCGAUGCAGGAGAUCCGCUCAUCAGGAGAUGGCUUUAAUUGCGCGUCUUCAGCAUCCUUACAUAGUGGAGUUCAAGGAAGCAUGGGUCGAGAAAGGUUGCUAUGUUUGCAUCGUUACCGGUUACUGCGAAGGUGGAGACAUGGCUGAGUUGAUGAAAAAGUCCAACGGGGUACAUUUUCCAGAGGAGAAACUGUGCAAGUGGUUUGCCCAAUUACUGCUCGCGGUUGAGUACUUGCACUCAAAUUUUGUGCUCCAUCGGGAUCUAAAAUGUUCGAACAUCUUUCUUACCAAAGAUCAGGAUGUUCGCCUAGGGGAUUUUGGGCUUGCUAAAACCCUGAAGGCAGAUGACUUGGCUUCAUCGGUUGUGGGAACACCCAAUUACAUGUGCCCAGAACUACUUGCAGAUAUACCUUAUGGCUUCAAGUCAGAUAUAUGGUCUCUAGGUUGUUGCAUGUAUGAGAUGGCUGCUCGUCGACCUGCAUUUAAGGCCUUUGAUAUGGCUGGUCUAAUUAGCAAGAUAAACCGUUCCUCUAUCGGUCCCUUGCCUACAUGUUAUUCCCCAUCUUUAAAAGUGCUUAUCAAGGGAAUGCUGAGAAAGAAUCCCGAGCAUCGACCAAGUGCAUCUGAGGUCCUGAAGCAUCCUUAUUUGCAACCUUAUGUUGAUCAGUACCGUCCAUCCUUCACUCCAACCACAUGUAUCCCAGAAAAGCCCAUAAAAACUCCCAGUUCUCGGAGAAGUAUGGCUGAGAGCCAAAAUAGUAACAGCUCUUGCAGUGAUAAAGACAGCUUGCUUUCCAGUGAGAAAAAUUCAUCCGAUGUUCUCAAUGGCAAUAACAGAGCCACCGAUACCGAUUUGGCUUCAUUUGAUGAUGAAGAUUGUUCCGAGCAGUCCCUAUCAAAUGAAGCACAAAAUGGACCCGUUACCAAGAAGGAAGAGCAAGAGAUAGUGAAACCCUCACAUGAAGUGCAGGUAUCAAGUGCUGAACAGAAGCAACCAAGAACUAUUAAGAGUAUAAUGAUGGCUUUAAAAGAAGGGAAAGUGCGAGAAAAUGGUUCCCCAAUGAGAGGCAGCCGAGUGAAGGCUGGACCUACAUCUAACCAAAGAAAUAAUAGAGAAGUAUCGCCAAAGAUUCCUAAACCCAGUCCUGUUCCUGCUAUCAAGCAUAAUACAGAAGCUUCAGCUGCAACGCCUGCAAAGGCAGACAAUGAGCCACAAAAGAAGGUUGAAAGAACGCUUUCGCUGAAGCAUCAGUUACCUGUAGUUGAUUUUUCACCCAAGACAAAACCGAGGCAUGAGGUGGUCCCUCCUUCCGGUGCCAUAAGACAGGCUACUGAUGAUCCUUUUUUGGCAAGAGCCAGGCAGAAAACGCCUCCCUCAAAUCAGGUCAAAAGAUCUUCAAUUCCUGGGCAAGCCAGGCAAAUGGGGGUCAAUACUCCUAAUACCGUGGGCAAUUCAGUGAAGCUAGGUUCAAGUGAUCAGAUGCAUGAGCCUGAAAAGGUUACUCAAGUUCCCAAUGGUGUUGUUUCCCAUCUCAGUAGGCAGACCAAAGGAGAGCUCCCAAAGGUAGAAGCUUCCAGAGGGAUGCAAACUGCUAGUAGCAAUUCUGAGUCUUCUUCUUUCUCCAUUCAAGGAUUUGAGGUUUGUGAUGAUGCUACAACUUCUUCCUUUGUCAUGGUGGAACAUGUACAGCGGCCACAGCCUGUCAAUGACAGAGAUGCAUACACUGAAAUUGUGAUGUCUUGUGCGAGUGUGCCUGUAUCUCGUGUACAUUGUGAGAAUCAUGAUGAGGAGGCCACUGGAAGCCGCAGACGUGACGGCAGUUUUCUAACAGAUUCCAGGAAAAUCUCUGAAACUGGAGGUGAACUUCAUACAGUGAUUGCUGAUAGUGACAAAGUGAUUAAAAAUUCUCCGCAAAAUAGCUGUGAAGAAAUAUUUGUUUGCAAAGGUGAUGGCCCUCUAUGCAGGCCUAGUAUUGCACCCAAUAAAGUCUCCCAGUCAAUUCCUGCAUCUCCUUCAAGUGGUGAUGAGAAAUAUAUGGUGCAAGAGCUUCUGUCGUCACUAGCCGAAACUACUUCUUCCAGUACAUCUCCUGUAUCAUCUAGCCAAAAGAAUUUGCAGCCUGAUAAAGGGAUGAUUCUGCACCAUCCGACAAUAGAAAAGCCAGGCACCCCUCAUCUUCAUUCGGCUUACGAUGAUGUCAUACAUGUUAUAAGGCACAGUAGUUUCCGAGUCGGCAGUGAGCAGCCUGUUAUGGAAACUGUGGAGAUGGGUGUCCAAAAUGUUAAUGUUGGGAAGCUGAUAAAUGUCGUCAGUGAUGACAUGGAAAUGAGAAACAUGGCUACUCCUAUGACUAUGAGAACUUCUAGUGGCUCCGAAGCAGUGUCAUAUCAGUCAAAUGACUCCGAUCAUUCUGCUGUAAAAGAAAUUGAUGUCGCAAACACUGUUUCGGCCGGAUUGAUAUCCGAUUCUGUUCCAAAAACCGAUCCAUUGCCAUCAGCAAAACUCAACUCCCCUGGGAAUGAAGAGGAAGUACCGGCAAAGGAGACAUUGGAUGUUAAGUCCUUCAGGCAGAGGGCUGAUGCACUAGAAGGGCUUCUUGAAUUGUCAGCGGAAUUGCUGCAGCACAACAGAUUAGAAGAGCUUGCAGUUGUAUUGAAGCCCUUUGGGAAAGAUAAGGUUUCCCCAAGAGAAACAGCUAUCUGGCUAGCCAAGAGUCUACAAGGCAUGAAGAUAGAGGACGGUGGACGAAGUUCGUGAAGCAGCAAAUUGUGGUAAGCAUGCUCCUAUCGUAAUUAUGGGUGUCGGCCUAGUAAUUCAUUGAUUUUUAUUGUGCAUUUGUACAUUCAAGAUCCCUUGAAUAUUUGAGAAACCACUCCUUAUCUAUUUCCUUUUUUCUUAUUCGUCCUUUUUCAUUAGAUGCAUAACCUUUUUGUACAUAGUGACCAAUAUAGAUGAGAAAGAUUGAAUUCCAGCA
Eucalyptus grandis is the source of this 3887-nucleotide messenger RNA. Its product is annotated as serine/threonine-protein kinase Nek5. The transcript is spliced from 14 exons. Bases 770 to 3670 code for a protein of 966 amino acids. Gene Ontology annotation, cellular component: cortical microtubule. The record is from RefSeq and is a predicted model, not a curated record. Gene Ontology annotation, molecular function: ATP binding; protein kinase activity. Gene Ontology annotation, biological process: microtubule-based process; protein phosphorylation. NCBI's taxonomy places the organism in Eukaryota, Viridiplantae, Streptophyta, Magnoliopsida, Myrtales, Myrtaceae.